Molecule: messenger RNA, 1285 nt
Organism: Vespula pensylvanica (western yellowjacket)
Lineage: Eukaryota; Metazoa; Arthropoda; Insecta; Hymenoptera; Vespidae
Product: L-galactose dehydrogenase-like
Exons: 7
Coding region: 70-1101 (343 amino acids)
Cellular component (GO): cytosol
Molecular function (GO): L-galactose dehydrogenase activity
Source: RefSeq, a predicted model, not a curated record
UAAAGUAAUAACGAAGGUGUGUAUAUAAAGUUGAAAUUGCUUGUUAUUUAAAAAUAAUAAAAAGCAAUUAUGUUGCCACCAACUUAUGUUGAAGGCUUCCAUGAUUUGGAAGCAGUUAAAAUAAUGGAAUAUAAAAAGUUGGGAAAGACAGAUCUAUUAGUUAGUAAAUUGUCUUUUGGUGGUGGGCCACUUGGUUGUCAUUAUGGUAAUUAUGACGAAAAUGAAGCAAUUGAAACUAUACGACAAGCUAUAAAGGAAGGUGUAAAUUAUAUUGAUACAGCACCAUGGUAUGGACAAGGGAAAUCAGAAAAAGUAAUCGGGAAGGCAUUAAAAGGAAUUCCACGUCAAGCUUAUUAUAUUGCAACAAAAGUUGGAAGAUAUGAAUUAGAUGUUAAAAAUAUGUUCGAAUUUUCAAAAGAAAAAACAAGACAUAGUUUUAAAAACAGUUUGGAUAAUUUAGGAUUAGAUUAUAUUGAUGUUAUUCAGGUUCAUGAUAUAGAAUUUGCUCCAUCGCUCGACAUAAUAAUUACACAAACUUUACCAGAACUAUCAAAGCAAGUUGCAGAAGGAAAAGCUAGAUAUAUUGGUAUUACUGGCUAUCCACUUUCUGUUCUAAAAGAAUGCAUAGAGCAAAGCAAUAUUAAUAUUGCAUGUGUGUUAACUUAUUCCAGAUUUACUUUAUUAGAUGAUACUUUAAUGGAGUUUAUAUCAUUUUUUAAGAAAUGUAAUAUCGGUGUAAUUAAUGCAGCUUCACUUGCUAUGGGUCUUUUAACAAAUAAUGGUCCUCCAGAUUGGCAUCCUGCUAGCAAUGAAAUAAAAAAAAUUUGUAGAGAUGUUGCACAAUAUUGUAAGGAUAAUGAUGUGGAAAUAAGCAAAUUAGCUGUAUGGUAUGCUAUGCAAUGUGAAGAUACAACUACAAACUUAGUUGGUAUUCAAAAUAUACAACAAUUAAGAAUGAAUUUUAAUGUAUUAAGAAACGGCAUUACAAAAAAGGAACAAGAAAUAUUAAAAAUAAUUGAAGAUAAAUAUUUCAGUCAGAUUAAAUGUAAACAUUGGGAAGGCAAAGAAAUCGAAACAUACUGGCAGGCUAUGAAGAUGUAAAAAAUAUUUUUAUUUGUUUAUAAUAUAUAUAUAUAUAUCAUAUAAAAUAAUAUAAUAUAUAUAUUUUACAAAAAGUUAUAAAAUACAAAAAAUAAAUUAAAAAUACUAUUUAUAUAUUUAAGAAUAUGAUUAGCAAAGUUUAAUUGUUUCAAUGAGCCUGUGUAUAAAAUGGAUCUGUAGCAAG